AUGAUUCAAAACUGGCUCCUGAAUUAUAAUAUCACCGAAAUGGCUCAGCUUUCUGUUAUAAUUGGCUGGGAAUAUCCUCUUAUUUUAAUUAUUAAACCAUCAAAAUCGCUCGGAUCGCUGGGCUUUCCUGGUCAUUUAGGUUGCAAGGAAAGGGAUGAUAUUGACGACGAUGUUGUAUUCAUAGUAGGUGAACCGGGUGAAGUGGUUUACGAUGGCGCCAAAGAAAUAAAAAAAGAAAUCAAAAAAGCUCGAGGUGGUUCCGUGAAGGUCGUCACUAGGAAGGGUGAAAAAUUAGGCAAAGGCGUGCACCCAAUGGUCUCGGAUCGAGCUCGAGAAGCCGACGAGGCUGCUGCAGGAAAACCACAAAUUAAAGAAAGUCAACUUCUGACUGAUGCAGCAACAAAAGUCGAAGAACCAGACACAAUGAUUAGGCGAAAGAAAAUAGGCGACCAUGCGCGUGUUAAACUUCCACCAUCCGUUUCCGACAAAGCGUUCGACGACGAGUUCAGACGAGGUGCAGCAAUUGACCACGCUAAGCAUGCGGCGGGAGAAGCGGGUUCGGCAAUCGGUAAUAAACUUGAAGAGGCAAAAAAUGUUGCAGGUGAAAAAGCAGAAAGCAUCAAAAGUGACGUAAAAGAAGGCGCACAUGAUUUUGCGAGCGAAUCUGAAAGGAAAGCUGAAAAGAUCAAGUCUGGCGCUGUGGAUGCGGCUCGAGGUGCAAAGGAAGGUGUGGAGUAUGCUGGCCAGGCAGUUGCCGACACAGCUGGUCAUGUUAAAGACGCUGCUGUGGACACAGCGGUGGGAGUGAAAGAAGGCGUGGAACAUGCUGGAGAAGCUGUCGCAGAUACAGCCAAAGGAGCAGUCGAUGCAGCUGGCCAAAUAGGAACUGGAAUACAAAAAGCGGCAUCUGGAGUCUGGAAUUCUGCAGGCAGAGCUGUCGAUGCAGUCGGAAGCGGUGUGGUUGAUGUUGCUGUAGGAAUUAAAAAUGUGGCCGGAUCAGCAGUAGAUGCUGUUGGUGAUGCUGCAUUUGCAGUUGGCACCGUCGGCGGAGCAAAAGCUGUUGGAAGCGGAAUCUCAACAGUGGUUUCUGGAGCCGGAGAAAAAGUUGGUGAAGGUGUCGAAAGCGUCGGUCAUGGCAUCGCUGGUGUUGGCGAAAACAUCAAAGAAAAAGCUCAUGAUUGA
Molecule: messenger RNA, 1182 nt
Organism: Gongylonema pulchrum
Lineage: Eukaryota; Metazoa; Nematoda; Chromadorea; Rhabditida; Gongylonematidae
Source: the annotation of a GenBank genome assembly